CGACACUCAACGUUUCAGAUACUGCAAUGUUGAUGUGCAGUGCGACCGUAAUAUGGCGUCUGCUAGUUAUGGGGUCCAUAGAUUCCUAGUAUUUUUGUUGUGCAGCGGUUGCUGCACGUUCCAUCCCAUCGAGUCGCGUAUCGAAAGCAGUGCUACGGUAAAUAAGAUCGAAGCGGUGUGUGCGGAACGGACUGCGGACAGCUCGGAUAUACCGCAGGUUCUUCCAGGCACGUUAGUCACUGUGCGCCUUCAAGGCACGGGUCUGCGGCCAAACAGGACCGAGGUUGCAUUUACCCGGGAAAGCCUCGAACAGGGCGAGAAGUGUGAAAGCGAUUACUUCGUCAAAUCCGACUUUCGCGUAAACGAUAGUUACGAUGGUGAUAUUUAUGUGCGAGGAAUGUUUCCAGCGCUGCCUGCACGCGAAGGAUUACUCUACCUGUGCAUUCGCAGUCAAGACACCUGGCUGCAUCAGGGGAGAGCGGUGAAGCUCAAGUACGCUCCGAUAAGAGGCAUUGACGAGCCGGCCGUGGUGUCUGGGCUUCGGGCCCUCGGAGAAAGAGUGUCCGUAUUGGAUUCAGGAGCAACGCAGAUCCCUGCCGGCACCGAAGUAGAGCUGCAACUCUUCGGAACUGGGCUCAGCAAUGCCACACUCUUUGCCUUUACACCCGAUCGCGCGCCCGCUGGUGCGCCCUGCGGUGAAUUGCCCACGGUAGCGAUCGUACCAGCCGCGAAAGGCGGCAGUGGUCGGGCAUCGGUGUUCGUGACCCUGCCGGGGCAGAGUACGGCCUACUUCAUCUGUACUAAGGGUCGUCUCAGUGAAGAACUGCCGUGGGUGCACCAGGGCGACGGACCUUGGGUCACGGUCGUCGCGCAAGGUCGUCUUCUGCCGGUAUGGGUGCAAGCAGUCAUCUUGGCCUGCCUGCUCGUGCUCUCCGGUCUUUUCUCGGGGCUCAACUUGGGUCUGAUGGCACUCGACAAGACAGAACUUCGUGUCAUCGAGUCCUGUGGCUCGCCGACCGAGCGCAAGUGUGCCAAAGCGAUUGCACCCCUGCGUAAUCAUGGCAACUAUUUGCUGUGCUCCCUUCUGCUCGGUAAUGUGCUUGUCAACAGCAGCUUGACUAUUCUCCUGGACGACUUGACGUCCGGCCCCAUAGCCGUACUGGGAGCUACCGUCAGUAUCGUCAUUUUUGGAGAGAUCAUUCCCCAGGCCAUUUGUUCACGGCACGGAUUGCAGAUUGGCGCUCGCACGGUGUGCGUCACCAAAAUGUUCAUGGUGCUCACUUUCCCGCUGUCCUGGCCAAUAUCCAAGAUCUUGGACUGGGUGCUCGGCGAGGAAAUCGGACACGUCUACGACCGGGAGAAACUCAUCGAGUACAUCCGCCUCACCAAGGAAUACAAUAAGCUGGAGAACGAGGAGGUCAACAUCAUCAGCGGUGCGCUGGAACUGAAACGCAAGACCGCAAACGACGCCAUGACCCGCAUGGACGACGUCUUCAUGUUGCCCCUCUCGGCCGUGCUCAACUUUGAGACCGUGUCCCAGAUCAUCGGCCAGGGCUACACCCGCAUUCCGGUAUUCGACGGCAACCGCAACAACAUCGUCGGGUUGCUCAACAUCAAGGAUUUGGCCUUCGUCGAUCCGGAAGACGAGAUUCCGCUGCGCACCCUCUGCGAGUUCUACAACCAUCCCAUGACAUUUGUCUUCGAGGAUGAGACCCUGGACAACCUCUUGAACGAGUUCAAAAAAGGUCAGUCCCACAUGGCGUUUGUGCGACGCGUCAACACCGAGGGGGCAGGGGACCCCUUCUACGAGGUGGUCGGACUUGUCACGUUGGAGGACGUCAUCGAGGAGAUACUUCAGUCCGAGAUAAUUGACGAAACCGACACAUUAAUGGACAAUCGGCGCAAGCUGAAACGAAAAGAGGCCCAAGUGAGGCAAGACUUUUCGGAUUUUGCCAAGAUCGGCUACGGCAGGGAGGGCAAGCCCACAAUUUCGCCGCAGCUGGCCUUGGCCACGUUUCAAUACCUCGCCACUUCUGUAGCAGCAUUCCGCAAGCCUCUCAUCUUGGAAUCUGUGCUGCGUCGUCUGAUGCUGCAGAACGUCUUCUUCACCAUCAAACUCCAUUGCCGGGACGAUCCGUGCAUCUACCGAGCUGGUCAGGCAGCUGACUACUUUGUGCUGGUGCUAGAGGGGCGGGUCAACGUCACCGUGGGUCGCGAGAGCCUGCUCUUCGAAGCGGGACCUUUUACAUACUUUGGUAUGCCAGCCAUCUACAAGCCUCCUCCAGACACCAGUGGCACACCACAAAGUCCAGUGACCGGAGAGCCAUCGACGUGGCCGCUCCCGGAAGAGCCCUUUGUGCCGGACUAUACGGUGCUCGCCACGUGCGACACCAUCUACAUGCGAGUGCACCGCACUGUGUACCAGGCUGCUUUCAAGGCGUCCCGGCUAGACCGGCCGACCCCGCGCAGCGACGUCGAAGUGGACCGCCUGCUCCGCGAGAACCCCGGGCCGGAACCGGGCUCUCCCGAGGUGUCGCCGCUGUUGCCAGACAGCUGAGGCAGGGCUCCCCGGACUCCCGUCAUCUAGUCUGGUACGGGUGGGUGACGGCGACGCCGUGACAAUCUCGACGGGAGGCUCCACCGGGGAAACUCACCGAGCUGCUCGGAAUGCAACAUUCCUUUUGCAAUUCCCCCGGCAAUAUCUUGUACGUAGUAGUUGCAUUUCUUGUUUGUGCCUUACAUUUUUGUCGAGAGGGCAUCCAUUUUUUUAUUCAGCGCGUUAAACAUUGUUGGACUGCUGGUUCACAGCGUGGACCCAAUUUUAUCAGCUGUAUAUUAAGGUUCCAUCUCGAAGUAGGUAGGCCAUUUUCCUCCUCUGCUUUUUGCAGUCACUUGGGUAGUCCUUUAACAUCAUGUACAGAAGCGGCCAUUGCCAAAGCGAUCAAUAAAACAUGUUUGUCCAUGGCA
Molecule: messenger RNA, 2967 nt
Organism: Ornithodoros turicata
Lineage: Eukaryota; Metazoa; Arthropoda; Arachnida; Ixodida; Argasidae
Product: unextended protein-like
Exons: 6
Coding region: 53-2557 (834 amino acids)
Biological process (GO): intracellular manganese ion homeostasis; magnesium ion homeostasis; transport
Cellular component (GO): cytoplasm; plasma membrane
Molecular function (GO): transmembrane transporter activity
Source: RefSeq, a predicted model, not a curated record